Leptosia nina is the source of this 1455-nucleotide messenger RNA. The record is from the annotation of a GenBank genome assembly. Lineage: Eukaryota; Metazoa; Arthropoda; Insecta; Lepidoptera; Pieridae.
AUGGUUACUAUAAUCGAACAGCCUCUGCACCGGUACUGUGACCCACUGAAGACGAGCCUCACCUCAGUCACCGCCGUCUUACAGCCAAGCGCGAACGCAAUGUUUUUCGAAAGUUUUAUUCUCAACUUGUUCAUACUCCUCGUUCUAAUAUUCGCCUUAAUUUUCGACUAUGUCACUAAGUUCUUCAGCUAUUGGUACAUACGACACGUGCCCUACAAACAAGCUAUUCCAUUUUUCGGCAGCGACUAUCAUCGAGUCACCGGCUUGAGAAGCACGACCGACGAAGUCAAUCAACUCUACAACCAAUACCCCGAAGACAAAUUCGUGGGCUGUAUCAAGAGCAGGAUCCCAGAUUUGAUUGUGAAGGAUCCAGAUGCAGCAAGGAAAAUUCUAUCAACGGAUUUCUCAAAUUUCCAUUGCCGAGGCCUCGGGCUGGACAAAUCCAGGGAUGUUUGUUUACGAAACAAUUUGUUCUAUUCCGAGGGUGAAAAGUGGACUCUAUUGCGCGGGAGGUUAGAAGCACUUUUGAAUAACAUGGAUGUACAGAUCGAAGACGGCUUACAUGACUGUUUGUCCGGAAUCAACGGAGAUACGAACGUUCAACAGUUAUUGUCGGAGUUAUUGGAUAUUGUUUUUAAAGAUUUACUUAUUGGUAAUAAUGCUGAAGGAUCAAUUAUAACAUGUUUGCGAAAAGAAUCGCAACAACGAACGUACCAAGACAAAUUAAAAGGUUAUUUGAAAAAUAUUUUUCCAUCUGUCUACAUUUUGUUAAAGCUGAGCUCUACGAAGCUGUAUGAGAAAUAUCAGCAUUUAAUGAAAGAUACGAAAUUAUAUAGCGAAAUUAAGAAGGCAGAAAAGAUUACGCCACAAGAUGGUAAAGUCAGAAUUAAAGAUACAGAUGAGAACUAUACAUUUUCAAUUCUAUCGUUAUUUAUGAGAGAAGGUUAUUUGCCAUGCCUCAAGAUAUUAACAUCCCUGCUGUUUGAAUUAUCGAAACAUCCAGAAGUACAAGAAUCAGUUAGGAAGGAUAGCCAACAACUCGAUCUAGCUAUUAAGGAAACUUUGAGACUACAUCCAGCGUAUUCAGUAAUUUCUCGUAAGUGUGUUAAAAUGUACACAUUUGCCAAACACGAUUUUCUCGUUGACAAAGGAGUGACUAUUACUGUACCCGUGGAAGAAUUGCAUAAAGAUGAACAGCAUUUUAGUGAAGCACAGUCCUUUAAGCCAUCUAGAUUUGAAAACGAAACACCAGCGUUUGUGCCAUUUGGUUUAGGACCUAGAAAAUGCAUUGGUGAAGACUUAGCAAUGAGAAUAAUUCAUACAGUAUCAAGUAAAAUUGUAAAAAGCUUCGCUUUGGAAAAAUGUACGAGAACGCCUGAAAAGCUCAAAACGGUGGACCACGAUUUUAUUCGGAUCAUAGAAAAUGACGUUUGGCUGAAAUUUAAACCUAUAUGA